Entamoeba invadens IP1 is the source of this 972-nucleotide messenger RNA. Its product is annotated as cysteine proteinase 2 precursor, putative. The coding region runs from base 1 to 972 and encodes 323 amino acids. Gene Ontology annotation, molecular function: cysteine-type endopeptidase activity. The transcript has a single exon. Gene Ontology annotation, biological process: immune response. NCBI's taxonomy places the organism in Eukaryota, Evosea, Mastigamoebida, Endamoebidae. The record is from RefSeq and is a predicted model, not a curated record. Gene Ontology annotation, cellular component: lysosome.
AUGAAUUGUUUACAGUUUAUACUGAUUUCAACUGUUUUAUCUUUUUCAUACGAAAACUGGUUAACUCUUCACAAAGUGAAAUAUCUUACUACGGAGUAUCUUCGUCGUAAAGCAGUCUUUUUAGACAACCAAAAAUAUGUUGAAGAGUUCAACAAGAUACAUAUCAACUCUACUUAUCGUCUUACAAUGAAAGGGCCAUAUUCUACACUCACUAAUUUGGAGUAUCGAAAAAUACUAUUAAAUACUAAUCAACAACUGUCAAAUUUUAAUACCUAUUUUAAUAGCUCUUUACUACAAAAUUUAAAACAAGAAGUCCGAAAUUCAGUCGAUUGGCGAGAAGAAGGCAAAGUGACGGCAAUUAAAGACCAAAAGAAUUGUGGUUCCUGUUACUCCUUUGGUGCAGUUUCUGUUAUCGAGUCGCUAAUUUUAAUAACAAGUGGAGAAUAUGAAGACCUCUCAGAACAACAAAUAGUCGAUUGUACGUCAAACACGAAAUACUCCAACUUUGGGUGCACUUGUGGGAACGUUGGUAACACUUUCAAUUACAUCAAAGACGUUGGAAUCACUACUGAAAACAAAUACCGAUACAUUGCUUCGGAGAGUAAUUGCACUGUCAAUGAAAUUGAUGUCAAAUACAAGAUACAAAGUUAUACUUCAAUAUUCCCUCCAACUGAAGAUGCUUUAAAAAUUGCCGUUAACAAACAACCCGUUGCUGUCUCAAUAGACGCAUCAAACCCAUCUUUUCAAUUGUACAAAAGUGGAAUUUAUGAUGAACCAAAGUGUAAAUAUGUCGACCAUGUUGUUAGUGUUGUUGGGUAUGGAAGUCAAAACGGGAAUGACUAUUGGAUCGUCAAAAAUUCGUGGGGGACAGAAUGGGGAGAUAAAGGAUACAUAUACAUGUCUCGAAAUAAGAAUAAUCAAUGUGGUAUUGCCACUAUCGCAUUGUACCCAACGGGAAUUAUUAAAGUGUAA